Phyllotreta striolata is the source of this 1848-nucleotide messenger RNA. Lineage: Eukaryota; Metazoa; Arthropoda; Insecta; Coleoptera; Chrysomelidae. The record is from the annotation of a GenBank genome assembly.
CACAGCUUGUACAAAACUCUAUGAAAUACAAAUAAUUCUUUUGAAUUAUAUGUUGGAAAAAUUUACAUUCUGUAGAAAAUUUUGAAUGAAAGUUAAAAUUUAUAAAAGUUGUAUGAAUAAAAUAAAAUAGAAGGGACCUCUCCCACUAAGAGAAAAUUGCAUGAACGGUGGAGGUAAGUAUCAAAUCAAGGCUAAAAUUAUUUCGUGCGUUUUAAAAAAUGCAAUAAAUAAGGAAAUGCAAGUAAUUGUUUUCUCAUUUGGUGUCUAUGAGAAAUUUUUGCAUCGCUGCAGGAUAAUGGACACUUUCGCAAGUCAAGGUAUUGCUGCCUUAGCGAUAAUUUUAGUGUCCUAUUACUUUUACGUUAAGUACACAUACAAUUACUGGAAGAGAAAAAAUGUACCCCAAUUACAUCCAACGUUUCCUUUCGGAAACUACAAUUUGCCCCUUCCAAAAGGAUUUUCAAUUGGGCCGAUUUCUAAACGAUACUAUGAUGCUUUCAAAAAGGCCGGGCACGCAUUUGGCGGUGUCUACGUAGGAAUGACUCCUCACGUGGUUUUGGUGGAUGAACGACUGGGAAGAAAUGUUUUGACCAAAGAUUUUCAAUAUUUCAUGGACCGUGGUCUUUACCAUCGUCCACAGUCAAUAAUUACUUCGAACAUGUUCGUUCAAAACAACGAAGAAUGGAGGCCGAAAAGGUCGAAACUCACAGUUAUAUUUACGAGCGCGAAAAUGAAAUUCUAUUUUAACACAAUCAAAAAGUGUGCUAAUGAAUUGGAAGCCAACCUAGACACUGCCGCGAUUAGAAACGAAGAUAUUGAUAUUUAUGAAACUAUGGGAUGCUAUUUCACUGAUAUUAUAAGUUCUUUAGUUUAUGGCAUAGAUGCAAAAAGUUUUAAAGAUCCAAAUGCAGCCAUCAGAAAAGUAGGAAGAGAGUUGUUCUCAAAAUAUACGCUUCCUUUCAAGAUGACUUUAUUUCUGGUAAAUGCAUAUCCAAAUUUAGCAAAAAUGUUAGGCGUUCCAUCGAUUCAGAAGGAAAUCGAAGAUUUCUUCGUUAAACUGGUACCAGAUACAAUGGACUAUCGAAAAAAGAAUAACAUUUAUAGAGAAGAUCUGCUUCAGCUGCUAAUAGAUUUGAAUAAUUCUGGAACGAUUGCCUCCAAUGAUAUAAUCGCAGAGACAUUUAACUUUUUCGUUGCUGGUUACGAAACAUCGUCUACUAUUUCCACUUACUUAUUGUACGAAUUGGCUAAACAUAAAGAUAUUCAAGACAAAGUUAGAAAUGAGAUUAGUAGAGUUUUAAAAAAUCAUAAUGGAGAGUUUAGUUACGACGUGAUACAUGAAUUGACUUAUAUGAAUCAAGUUAUGAAAGAGGCUUCAAGAAAGUACCCCGCACUCGCCACCUUAACACGAGUCUGUGUCAGUGACUACCAAAUCCCUGGAACCGAUGUGAUCAUAGAAAAGGAUACGCCUGUUAUUAUCCCUAUUCUAGGAUACCAUUUUAACCCGGAUUAUUUCCCAGACCCAGAUAAAUUCGAUCCGGACAGAUUCGAAGGUAACGUUAAAUACGAAGGAUUUCUACCUUUCGGCGAUGGCCCACGAAAUUGUAUAGGCGAAAGACUGGGCGUGAUGCAAGUUAAACUCGGAGUCGCCGUCUUGCUUAAAAAUUUUGAAGUUUCCUUGAGUCCAACUUUAAAAGAGCCAUUGGUCCUCGAUGAACUUCAAUUUGUAACGAAAACAACAGAAAGAAUAUAUCUUAGAAUAAAAAAAAUUGAUAAUUAAAAAGAAUAAGAUUUUUGUUUCAUUAUCUACCUCUAGUUAUAAAUUUAUCUCUAAGUGCAGAUUGCAGA